AUGGAUCAAACAAGGGAACAUUUACAGAAAGAAGAUCAUUCAGGGAUGACUGAAGUAUCUAAAACGAAAGAGACACUUCCACCGUUAAGUGAAAUGAAAUUAGACCAGUCUCGAUUUAAACGCGAUGUUCCUAUGGUAUUUGUCGGUAUCCAGUGUGACAAACAUUUAAAGUCAUCCGUAGACAAGUUGAAGCCUUUUCUACCCCAUUUUAUUCGAUUCCCAAAAAUAUCCAAGACAUACACAGACUCCAAUGGAUUACUGCGUAAAUUAAUGCUAAUUCGAAUGCCUGAAAGCGAUAAAAUUUUACAGUGGAUGAAUGAAUUGAAUCAGUGGAAUAUUGAGCUACCUAAAGAUUAUUCAAAUCCUCAGUUCAUCGAUUUAACCACAAAAAAUUCACCCAAGACAUUAAAUAAUGUGGAAGUAUUAAAUUUGUCGAAUCAGGAUAUGGAGAAAGUAAAGAGUAAAGGAAACGUGUUUGAUGAACUAGUUAAUUCACCGUGUCUUGUAAAUGUAUCCGUUGGUUAUGAAAACUUCACGUUUGAUCAGGUUAUUAAAGAAUUGUUACCGGAUUUCGCCUUGCCUAUAACUGGAUUCAGUGUAAUCGGUCAUGUUGUACAGUUUAAUUUAAAACCUGAAGCAUUACCAUAUCGUCAUAUAGUUGGUCAGGUAGCACUUGAUAAGAUACCAAAUAUUCGUACAGUUAUUCACAAAGUUUCAGUUAUCGAGUCAGCCUAUCGAACAUUUGAAAUGGAAUUACUGGCUGGAGUUCCAGAUUACGUUACAUCAAUGCGUGAGAAUGGUACAACAUUUCAUUUAGAUAUCAGUAAAGUUUACUGGAAUCCACGUUUAGGUACUGAACACACACGGGUUGUAAAUAAUUUACGACCAUGUCUUCCAAUAACUGAUCCACUUAUUAAUCCUAAACCGAUUCCCGGUGAUCGUGUAGUUGUCUAUGAUGUGUUUGCUGGUGUUGGACCAUUUGCUAUACCGGCUGGUCGAAAUGGAUGUCAUGUAUUGGCAAAUGAUUUAAAUCCUGAUUCAUUUAUUUGGCUUAAAAAGAAUAUUACUGAAAAUUCAUCACGUAAACGUCCUCUGCAGAAUAUCACCUGUUACAAUAUGGAUGGACGCGAAUUUAUACGUGAAAUUUUGUUACCACACUAUAAAAAAUAUGGAAAUUAUAACCUGGAGAAGUCACCUAAUCAGGAUCCUGUUUCACUAUCAAUUGAUCGUUUCGUAGUUAUUAUGAAUCUUCCCCAACUGGCUAUAGAUUUUUUAGACUCAUUUGUACCACCAACGUAUUGUGUAGAAUCCCUCAGUGCAGAUACUGUCAGUGAAGCAGAGCCAACUGUUCAUCAGAAAUUCCUUAAACCUUUAUGCAUUUACUGUUAUUGCUUUAUGAGACGUAACAUAGAAUCAGAAGAAACUGUACAGAUACGCUUAGCCAAAGCUUUAAACACAAAUGUUGCAGAUUUAUUUAAUCUGAUGAGCCCUUCAAAAGAUAAUAAUAAUAAUAAUAAUGUGAAUUUUGGACGAAACGAAGACAAAUGUUUUAUCAAAAAUUGGAACUUACGUUAUGUACGCAAUGUUGCCCCGUUCAAAGAUAUGUAUUGUGCUGAAUUUGAAUUAUACUUACCGAAAAAGUGGUUAUUAUAUGAUUACACUGUUCCAGCAGCAAAACGCAGUCGAAAUAUUGAGAAUGAGAUUAGUUGACGGAGGAAAAUAAAAGACUAACCUAGUAGUUUGUUUUAUUGUAAAUAAUAUUUAUAUGACUACUGCUACUACUUUUCAGUUGUCUUUGUAAAAAGAAAAAGCCUGCAAAGCUGUUUAAUAAUAAACCAG
Molecule: messenger RNA, 1839 nt
Organism: Trichobilharzia szidati
Lineage: Eukaryota; Metazoa; Platyhelminthes; Trematoda; Strigeidida; Schistosomatidae
Source: the annotation of a GenBank genome assembly